Apiotrichum porosum is the source of this 1290-nucleotide messenger RNA. RefSeq lists its product as uncharacterized. The transcript is spliced from 3 exons. The record is from RefSeq and is a predicted model, not a curated record. The coding region runs from base 1 to 1290 and encodes 429 amino acids. Lineage: Eukaryota; Fungi; Basidiomycota; Tremellomycetes; Trichosporonales; Trichosporonaceae.
AUGGCAUCCGGCGACCACAACCGGCUCGUCAACGGCAGGCCACUCUCCAACCGCCUCGCGCCCACAACGCCGACGACAUCGACGUCGGGGGCCAGCAAGCGCACGCCGCCAGCGUACUCGCCAGCUCGGCUUCCCCCGACGCCCAUCUCCCUUGCACCCGAGGGGGAGAAAGACGUGUACGCAGAGUACAUUGGAAACUUGCCACCACCGGGCAGCGCGGCGCUCCCGACCCCGAGUGUCCGUUUCCAAGAGAACAGACAUGCCCACAACCAAGGGGCCUCUGACGACGACACCGACGACGACGACUUCCACAGCGCCAUGCCAGCGCCGAGUGCCAGGCGGAGCACGCGGACCCGAUCGACCGCACGCCGCCGGCGAGCACGCACCGUUGUGCCCAUCCCACUCCCGCUGCUCCGUUCCCAGAUCCUGUCCUAUGUGUGCCGCGACGCGCUCGUCGCGCUCCAGACAGAACAUGGAGGCCUCCCUAUCCCUGUCAAGUCCAAGCACCUCCAGCUCUGCCUGGACACAUGCAGCGAGGUGGAGGAGUGUCCCAACGAGACGGCGACAGCGAGGGCGUUUCUCGACCAGGUCUAUGCUGUGACGCAGUACGACGCCGUAGCCAGCCGCGUCGAUGAUCUCGAGGCGCUGGUUGCCGACUUGGCAAGCAAGGCGCAGAUGGCCUGGGCUGGACAAGAGGUGCUGCGUCUGCGUCUCGAGCUUCUCGAGCUCAAAUACAACGGCGGCGGCUUCACCCCUGCGACACCAGAGACGGGCAAGACCGAGACGGGUCCGUCCAAGAAACCCCUCCCUUCCAUCCCACAUGAAGUCACCACGCUCUCCGCCCGCGUCGACAACCUCACCGACAUGCUCAAGGACCUGGGGUGCGGCUCACAGCAGGCCGUUCCCCCCGCCCAGCUGUUCGGGUUCACGCCGACGCGUCUGCCCAAAGUGGUCGCUCCCAAAGAACGCAGUCGGAGCCUGCCUCCCCGUGCCGGUCCACGACCCCGUGUCCCCGCGAUCGACCCGGCCCCGCGUGACACUGAGAGCGACGGCGAGAGCGACUCGCCAUCACAGGCCAGUUAUAGCAGCUUUGACAUUCCCGCAACCACGCCGCUCCCGCCCGACAUUGUCAUCUGGGUGUGCCGCAGUUGCCGGCUGCACAAUCCCGACUGGGAGCGGGCAAAGUGCCAGUUCUGCAGCAGUGCGCGUCCGGGCGUGGAGACGGACGAGGGAACGGACGACAUGCUGGAGGACAUUGAGGAGCGGAGCGAGGUGUAUGAUGACGAUUAG